AUGACGAUAAAUUCAUUGCAGCUGCUAACAGAGAACGAGUGCAGUAGCAAUCCCUGUCGAAAUGGUGGAACCUGCGUCGACGCAUAUGGUGGAUACAUCUGUAACUGUCCAUCGAAUUGGGAGGGUGUGACUUGUGAAACAGACGUAAACGAAUGCGCAGUGUAUGCGGGUACGAGCCUCGGAUGCCAAAAUGGAGCAACAUGUGUUAAUAAUCCUGGUGGAUACAGGUGUGAUUGCCCUACCAACUUCUAUGGCAUCCACUGCAGUGAAACACAUGAUGACUGCAGUUCUGGAUCACAUACAGAGCUAUGUGGACAUGGCACAUGCGUUAAUGAGAAAAGAGUUAAACCGGGCGAAUCGAAGUAUCGUUGCAUUUGUGACGCUGGCUGGACCAAUUCUGCAAGAACUGGUAUGUGCACGAAAGAUAUUGACGAAUGCCAAGAGGCCGAGAUCAGGUGUUCAGUUAAUCCUUUGGUUGUCUGUCUCAAUAUCCCAGGAAGCUUUCUUUGUGGGCCGUGUCCUCCUGGUUACACAGGAAGUGGUAGAAGGUGUACGGAUAUUAAUGAGUGUGAGUACCAAAAUGGAGGCUGCUCUACGAAUCCCUUUGUCCAGUGCACUAACACCAUGGGAUCCAGAACGUGUGGACCUUGUCCUCCAGGUUAUAUGGGGAAUGGCGUGCAAUGUAACUUUGUAGGGGUGUGCAGCAUUGCCAGAGGAGGGUGUCACCCCUUGGCGAGUUGCAUAGAAAAUUCAGGUACUUAUCGAGAAUGCCGUUGUCCCCCUGGGUACGUCGGGAACGGAGAAGCUUGUGGUGGUUAUUUGACUGGUGACAAUGGAACGCUCGAAUUUCCUCAAGGGCAGCAUUUGUACAAUCAUGGUGAAAGUUGUGCCUGGGUCAUCACUGUUAAUGAAACAAAGGUUAUAGGAGUCCAAUUUAGCAGAUUUGAACUCGAAUCGGGGCAUAACUGUGCAAAAGAUUUCCUACAGCUUCACGACGGUCCAAAUUCUGCUUCGCGUGUGAUCGGGCGAUUCUGCGACUCCAAUCUUCAUGGGGAAACAUUCAACACAACCCACAACCAACUUUUCCUGUGGUUCAGGUCUGACAAGACUAUCUCCAGAUCGGGGUUUACACUUAACUGGGAAGCUGUUGAACCGAGUUGCGGAGGAUAUUUGAAUUCAUCAGAAUACGGUGCCAUUAACUCUCCUGGUUACCCUGGUAUGUAUCCCAAAAAUCGAAACUGCAGAUGGAUAGUACAAGUUCCUAUUGGCAAGCGAAUACAGUUUCAUUUUGCCACACUCAGCUUGCAAACUCAUGAAAAUUGUUCUCUUGACUAUCUAAAGAUUUUUGAUGGCUUGUUGACGACCGAUCCUCUUUUGGGAACCUUCUGCUCAACCACCACCCCGCCACCACUGCUUACAUCUGGACACUCGGCGACCUUGUAUUUUAAUUCGGAUUCGACUAUUCAGAGCACCGGUUUCCACAUCACAUAUUCUUCUGUCCCAGGUUGCGGAGGACAAAUUCAUAGAUCGUCUGGCGUACUUCGUUCUCCCGGUUACCCUAACCAUUACCCACAUUCUGCAAGCUGUAUCUGGUUGAUUCAUGCUCCAGAAGGAAGGCAGAUUACACUUAACGUCACCGACUUUAACUUGGAACUACACAGUGAUUGUAAUUUCGACUAUCUUGAGAUAAGAAAUGGAGCGUAUACGACAUCACCCCUCCUCGGGAAAUUUUGCGGCAAUACUAUACCAUCUACCAUCCGAUCCCACAGCAACAUCCUUCGACUCAUGCUCAAAUCAGAUCGGUCUAUGAGUGCACCGGGUUUCGAGAUAUACUACGACAACACUGCUACAGGUUGCGGUGGCUUAUUGACAUCUCCAGGUGGUAGCAUAGUGUCACCAAAUUAUCCGCAAGCUUAUCCAAGCAAUGCUGUUUGUGAGUGGCUCAUAAGGGUGAACCAUGGCUCUGUCAUAACCAUAGCAUUUGUUGACAUUGACAUAGAAACACACCCGAAAUGCCGUUUUGAUUAUGUUCAGAUCUUUGAUGGUGAAACAACAAAUGCUGUCAGUCUCGUGCGUAUGUGCAACCAUCAGUCAAAUCCUGGAGCUAUUACAUCUUCGGGAAAUACUUUGUUGGUCGUUUUCCGGACUGAUGCAUCUACAUCUGCAGGAGGUUUUCAUCUAACAUACCAAGCAGUUUGUAGGAACGAGUUCACUCAGAGACGUGGAGUCAUAGAAAGCCCCAACUUCCCCAGCAACUACCCGCGAAACCAAAACUGUGCUUGGGUCAUCCGAGCUCCCAAAGGAAAUAACAUUUCACUGGCUUUCUCACAUUUUACCCUAGAAGGAGGGAACUCGUGUGACAACGACUAUGUAGAGAUUUCAGAAGUCAAGAAUAUGCAGCCAGUAUCCUUGAGUAAAUAUUGUGGGAGUUUGACAAAGCCUCCUGCACCCAUCACAACAUCAACGAACGUUGCCAUUGUAAAGCUUGUCACAGACCACUCCGUCACAAGAGAAGGCUUCAGAUUGGAAUGGAGUAUGAAAGGAUGCGGAGGAGAUAUAAGAGACAAGCCCGAAGCCGUCAUCUUGUCCCCCAACUACCCCCACGGGUACCCGUUUGACGUCGAGUGCAUUUGGCACAUAUGGUACCCGCCAGGCUUCAGAGUAGAACUUACAAUUCACGAAUUGGAUAUGGAAGCAGGAAAUGAAUGCUUGUACGAUUAUUUUCGGGUUUAUGGUGGAGAAGACGCAAAUGCUCCUCGGCUGUUAAAUGUUUGUCGAAGAAUAGUCCAACCUCAAACCGUGACCUCUCACGGGAAUCAGAUGACUUUGGAAUUUCACAGCGAUCACUCAAUGGCAGGAAAAGGAUUUGCGGCUUCAAUCAAAAAAAUUCCAGGAGGUGAGAAAGUUGUACUUACUGUGACCUUUCUUCACAUUGGAGACUCCGAAAACUGUUCCGAAACUUCACUCAUCAUCAAGGAUGGUGAUUUGGACGAUUCUCCAGUAAUCUCCGAAUUUUGUGGUCACCACAUGCCUCCGCCAAUAGUGUCCAGAGGAAGUGUCAUGUCAGUAUUUCUCAAGAACUCUGGAAUCUUCAGAGCAACCUAUGGCAUUGCGUCGACUCACUGCGGUGGGGAAUUGACUGGCUAUUCAGGAAGCAUCGCAUCGCCUGGAUUUCCCAACUUUUACGAUUUUGAUGUGGAAUGUGUCUGGACAAUUAAGGCAUCCGCAGGGAGCAAGCUUCUUUUAUCGUUUUCGUCUUUUAAUAUUGAAGAUAGCGAACACUGCAACGUGGACUACUUAGAAGUUCGUGAGGAUGAUGCUUCUGGAACAUUUUUGGGAAGGUUUUGCGGAUCAAACACACCUCCUAACAUUCCUGCAACCAAAACGCUUUGGGUCAAGUUUCGCACAGACGAUCAAGGCACAGAUCGAGGUUUCAUGGCGCAUUAUGAAAUACAACACGAAACGCAGCUAAACGGCACGUCUGGCGAAAUAGCUUCCCCUGCAUAUCCUAUGCUCAUACAGAAACAAGAUGUUUAUCAAUGGACUGUAACAGUACCUCAUGAAAUGGUCGUCAGUGCUCGAUUUCUUGAAUUAUCCAUCACACAAAUCGCUUCGGAUAUGCUGUGUGGCGCUGGAGUACAGUUCUUUGACGGAGCUAAUGAGCUGGCUGGUGAUUUAGGCUACUUUUGCGGAUUCCGAAUUCCAGAGCCGAUUAUAUCUUCUGGAAAUACAAUGACCAUUAGGUAUGCAGGAAGCAAGAGCUAUCCCUCCAGGUUCCUGCUCCACUGGACAGCUAUAUCUCCUUCUGGAGUCGUGGUCUCUCCAAGUGGUGAAGGAUGUGGCAGCCGUAUCACUGGAACAAGUGGUCUAUUGAACAGCUCUGUCAUUCACCCUCUGCUUGAUUCGUUGCGUAGAUACGAAUCCUUCCAGUGUGAGUGGAUCAUCACCGUAAGGCAACGAAGAACGAUUCAGGUGACGUUUGACGACUUCAAUAUCGAGUCUGACGGCGUCUGCAGUAAUAACUACAUUAUGCUAAGAAAUGGUGGUUCAGCCCUCUCUCCUUCCCUGGGCAAUGGUAAAUACUGCGGGAGAAACCGUCCACCGACGGCUCUCGAGACAAGCUCCAACGAGCUCUACGUUCAGGUGGCGUUUGUUCAAGGCACAUUGAGACCACCUGUAUUUACCCUUCGUUACACGGAAAUGUCUCUCGGCUGCGGUGGACGAAUCUACCUCACACACGAUAGACCGUACGUGGAAAUCUCGUCCCCUAACUACCCCUCACCCCCUUCACAUGAUCUCGAAUGUGAGUGGGUAAUAGUAUCUCCUUCGGGAACGAGGAUGAGGAUGGAUUUUGAAAACGAAUUUCACUUGGCGCCAAAUUGUCAAGAUGAAUAUUUGGAAUUAUUUGAUGGCGGCACAGAAAUGGCUGCAGUGCUGCACAGAUAUUGUGGUCAUAAUCAACCAUCUAGCGCAAUGACUACUGGAAGUGCUUUAUUAGUGCAUUACGUAACUAAUGCUGGCGAACCUGAAGCAGGAUUCAAAGGCACCGUAAGAAUCGCUCAGUGUGGAGGAACAAUAAAUUCUUAUUACGACGUUCUGACCAGCCCUAAUUAUCCCGAAAACUACGGCAGCAGCGUCGAAUGUGAAUGGUUCUUGCGAAUGCGAAUGGGAUACCACAUUGUUCUGAACAUCACCGAUUUGGACACGCCCCCGACUACAGACUGUCAUGACACGGACUACAUAGAAAUCAGAGAUACUGAUGCUCAAGGAUGCGGAGGCAUGGUGGAGGGUCCAACGGGUGUCAUUACUUCACCCAACUAUCCCAAUGCUCUCAGUGGCUCCAGAGACUGCUUUUGGAGGCUUGAAGCCCCUGAAGGAAGAAGAAUAAAAAUAAACUUCAAUGCUUUCAACCUACCAAGAGACGAAUCUACUGGAACGUGUAUCAGUUACCUCAAACAUUUCUCUGACAGAUCUCGAGAGAACAUCCCUAAGUUGUGCGGAAGUACCAUACCGGACGAGAUUGAUUCAUCUUCUGGCAACCUGAACGUGGCCCUCUUCCAUAACGGCUUUAACGCCGGAGAAGGAUUCUCGUUCACGUACACGACUGAUGAACCAGCAGUUUGUGGAGGUUUCCUACCUCUUCCAAGUGGGAACAUCAGCACUCCGACUUUUCAACCAGCUGGAAGUGAUUCUUUCGUCGACUGCCGCUGGAAAAUGGUAGAUGAGGAAAAUUUCAAUGGCACUCUAGUAUUCAAAUUCGAUCUCCUGGACCUUCCUGGUGUGAUGGCGAACUACUGCAUGGACGGCGGACUUUACGUUACAGGAAUGAAGAGAUACUACUUAGCGCGCUACUGUGGGAAUUAUACGGCACCUGUUUUAAUGACGUCACCUUUUGUCUCAACAACACUUCGAAUGGUUGCCAAUUUAUCUUCUCUUGUCCGAGGGGUACGAGGAACAUACAACGUCAGCAAUUGCGGGGGAAUACUGGAUGGAACAAAUGCAACUAUCUCAUCUCCGGGAUAUCCCGAUGGUUAUCCACCCAACACAGAUUGUCAUUGGCUGAUCAACGUGCCCGAGGGAGAAGAAGUACAAUUGACGACCGUAGACUUGCGAUUAGAGAGUGACUGCAGCAAGGAUUAUGUUUUGGUACGCGAUGGAUACCACAUUGCAUCUCCAAUAGUCGGCAAAUUCUGUGGAACUGCGAAUCCAAUCCCAAUUGUUUCAAGCAGUAAAGUACUAUCCGUAAUAUUCCAUUCGGAUGCAUACGGGACUGCUCCUGGUUUUAAAAUGUCCACUAAAGAGUUACAAAGAGGCUGUGGCGGGUUAAUCCAUAUGUCGCAAGGCAGCAUAUCAUCUCCCGGAUAUCCAUCCCGAUACGUUAACAAUAUAGAGUGCAAAUGGACAAUUGAACAAGUACCUGGUUAUUUAAUUAUGCUGGAAUUCGUCGGCAGAUUCGACAUCGAAAACGAUCCCACUUGCGGAAAAGACUAUGUGCAGUUUGUGGAGGAAAUUUCACAACAAGAGAAGGUCGAGUGUUCAGCCCAAGUUAUCCAGGGUUUUAUGAAAACAACUUACAAUGUACGUACAGAAUUGGUAAAUCUGGUGAAUACAUCUCCCUUAGGAAACAGUGACUGCGUUUAUGAUUACGUGGAAAUAUCACACGAGGUAGAAAAUGGGAGCCUUGUACAUGGUUCUUACUGUGGUACAGAAGUUCCGGCUGCCCGGGUGGUACCUGGUCCAGUCACCAUCCGUUUCAAUACCGACGCAUCCUAUACUGCCCAUGGAUUUUUGCUCAACUACAAAGUUCUUGAUUGCGGAGGUAUCUUGACUGCGCCACAAGGCACAAUUAAGAAGUUCCCGACAGAAAAUGAAUAUUUUGAUGAAAUGAAGUGCAUAUGGGAAAUCAGAGCGCCCCCGAACAAAGUAAUUUCAGUAAGGUUCUCCUCCCUCAAUAUCUCACUCUCUUAUCACUGCUGGCAUGCGUAUUUAGAGAUUAUCGAUGGCAACACAACAGGACCGUCUAUUGGAAAAAUAUGCGGAAGCAAACUCCCUCCUGUAAUAAAAUCCAGUGGACCUAAUUUGACUUUGGCACUUUUCUCUCGAGAAAAAAGACUGCUCCAACCAGGAAUAGAGAAUGGCUCAAAAUUCGCAGCGCUUGAAAUGUCGGCAUUUUACUACACUACUUACGGUCCAUUACAAGGUUGUGGUGGAAUUCUGAACCAGUCCUUCGGAGAAAUUUCGUCCCUCGAUAUAAAUUCCGACACUUUGUAUGAACCAAAUUUGGACUGCAGCUGGACCCUAAUUGGUAAUGACUCCAACAAGAUCUUCCGAAUUGAAUUCCUGAGGUUUGACUUGGAGGAUGGUAGAGAAAAUGAAACUUGCAUUUCCGAUUACGUAGAGGUGAGAGACGGCCUUUCUCCAGACAGCCCAUUUAUUGGACGCUACUGUGGCUCCACCAUACCAAGCCCCAUCUCAUCCUCAACAAAUAAAGUGUUUAUCUCAUUCCACACCAAUGACGAGAUCAACAAAGCUGGUUUUAAGAUACGCUUUACAUCUGUGAUUUCACCAUGUGGACCUUCCUUGAUAACAACCGCCCCCAACACAAACGAAAUUGUAUCUCCAAACUAUCCCAACGGUCUUCCUCCAAAUCUUCGCUGUCGAUGGACUUUUGUGAGGAACAUGACAAGUAGUGUGAUAUGGUUUAGAGAAAUGGUCAGCUUGUUUCUAAUAGAUUUGGACCUGGACUGCAAAGGAGAUUACAUUGAAUUUCAGAGACAGAGCUCCUACCGUAUGCCAGGAUGGGAAAGUCACACAAAGAAUAACAAUCCACCUGUUCGAAUAUGUGGAGCUGCUCAUCCCCACGAAAUCUCUGGCUACAGCGGCCUGACGCUGACACUGCACAGUGACGCAAUACGCAGCGGUGGGCGUGGCUUCAAGAUUGCCUAUUCAAAUGCUGCUUGUGCACGUGUGUACACACGUGAUCGUGGGCGUCAUCACGAAUCCAGCGUAUCCGGGGUACAUGAACAGCGAUGUCCGAUGCCAAGCCCUCAUUCAAGCCCCCGUAGGAUAUACGAUUUCCGUGUACUUCCGAAAAUUGUGUAUGGUGGAGCAAAUACCUCGAGCCCCUUGAUUGGUUCCUUCUGUGGCUAUACAUUACCGCACCCGAUCUUCUCCAACGGAACUUCUCUUUAUCUAGACUUCAACAUUAAAGACAAGAUUGGACUGUAUUACAUAUCCUAUACUUUUACAGAUCAAGGUCGUGGUUGUGGAGGUCGCAUAGAAGGCGAGUCCGGUGCUCUGUCGAGUCCCUUUUACCCAUCGCCGUGGACAGGAGAAUGUUCUUGGCAGCUGGCUGUUCCCGGGUAUCACACUAUUAGGCUAAAAUUCCAACAUUUCCAACUUAACUCCUCAUCUGGAUGUGAAACAAAUUACGUAGAAUUAUACGAAGGAACUGUCGAUGACAUUGCAAAAAGAAUAGUACGAUACUGCGGAUCGGACUAUCCGGGGAUACACAAUUCUGAAGGAAAUCAAGUUUUGAUAAAACUUGUGACUGAUAACACUAACACUGCACCAGGAUUCCUGAUCUUUUUUGAUUCUAAUCCAUACGCUCCUGAUCCAUCAAUGUCUAUGAUCCAAAGGUUUCCUGAGGAACGAAGACAAGAAAGAGUUGGUGACGUCUUGUAUCUCAACCCAUAACAGAUCAUUUUAACUGUACAUCAUUAACUGCUAUUUAUUGUUAAAGAUGAAGGACGAAGACAAGAAAGAUUCGUUGGCGACUUGUAUCUCAGCCCAUAGCAGCUUAUUUAAACUAUGCCUCAAUAACUGUAAUAAAAUUUGGUGGCAACUUGUAUUUCAACCUAUAGCACCUAACUUAAGCUAUGCAUCCAUAACUGUUAUACAUUGUUAAAAAUGAAUAACGAAGACAAGGUAGCUUCGUGGCGACUUGUAUCUCAACCCAUAGCAGCUCAUUUGAAUGAUACAUCAAUAUCUGUAAUUACAUUGUUAAAAAUGAAGAACGAAGACUAGACAGAUUUUGUGGCAACUUUUAUCUCAACCCAUAGCAGCUCAUUUGAACUAUGCAUCAAUAACUUUAAUAAUGUUUGGUGGCGACUUGUAUCUCAAUCCACAGCAGCUCAUUUAACGUAUGCUUCAAGAACUGUUAUACAUUAUUAAAAAUGAAUAACGAUAGAUUCGUGGCGACUGGUAUCUGAACUCAACUCAUUUGAAUGAUACAUCAAUAACUGUAAUACAGUAAUAAAAAAAAUGAAGAACAAAGGCAUGACAGAUUUAGUGGCGACUUUUAUCUCAACUCAUAGCAGCUCAUUUGAACUAUACAUCAAUAACUGUAUUAUACUGUUAAGAAUAAAGUUCAAUGUUUUACCAAGAAGUUGGUUUAAAUCUAGCAAAAUUUAUCUGCAAAUAUCCUAUUGGAGAUACGUAUACCAAUGUAAUGGUGCUUGUACAACCUGAGGUUUUUAAAAAGCACAAUUACAUUGGGGAAACUAAUGGUCAACAAGAUGACUUCAGCUAAAUUUUUCUAGACUUAACCAAAACCAAAACGCGCUCCCAAGCACGUUUUGGAAGAUCUACUAAAAUUUACGCAUUUUUGAGCAGUUGGGUAGUUCCUAUUGAGUUAUCCAGUUAACAAUUGAUUGAAAUGUAUAAGAAUUUCUAAUGGAUUCUCCACUUUAUUAGAAGUUGAAUCGUAUGUUAUUUUCUAUCGAAGUCUUCAUUUUCCAAGCAGUUGUUCAUACUUGUAUAUAUAUUCUCUAUUUUGUAAGCAGUUUGACUGCAAAUACUGGUUCCUAUUAAAGAUAUUAUUUUGU
Molecule: messenger RNA, 9326 nt
Organism: Uloborus diversus
Lineage: Eukaryota; Metazoa; Arthropoda; Arachnida; Araneae; Uloboridae
Product: cubilin-like
Exons: 51
Coding region: 1-8196 (2731 amino acids)
Molecular function (GO): calcium ion binding
Source: RefSeq, a predicted model, not a curated record